Molecule: messenger RNA, 2295 nt
Organism: Pygocentrus nattereri (red-bellied piranha)
Lineage: Eukaryota; Metazoa; Chordata; Actinopteri; Characiformes; Serrasalmidae
Product: H-2 class I histocompatibility antigen, Q10 alpha chain-like
Exons: 9
Coding region: 16-1176 (386 amino acids)
Biological process (GO): immune response
Cellular component (GO): external side of plasma membrane
Source: RefSeq, a predicted model, not a curated record
GGUCGUCUGCACCUGAUGGCCACAGCACGUCCGAAUCAUUGCUGGCUUCCUGGUGUAGGGAGUGGAACAACAACAAGAGCAAAAUCUACCCUGUGUAUAAUGGAUUACAGUACAGUGACCAUGAAAUACUUGUUUGUUCUGGCUGUGAAUGUUCAUCUAAUAUCAGCAGCCUCUCACUCUCUGCAGUACUUCUACAUUGCAGUAACUCCAGGAAUAAACUUCCCAGAGUUCACUGUGGUGGGUCUGGUGGAUGGAGAGCAGUUUGUUUACUAUGACAGUGACAUCGGGAAGAUGAUCCCAAAGACAGAGUGGAUGGAGAAGAGAGAGGGUGAAAAUUACUGGACCAGAGAGACAAAGAAAGCACAGGGUAAUCAGGAGAGCUUCAAAGUUGGUGUGGGUAAUCUAAUGCAGCGCUUCAACCAGACUGGAGGGGUUCACACAGUGCAGGUGAUGUAUGCCUGUGAGCUGCAUGAGGAUGGAACCAAGAGAGGAUACAGACAGGAAGGUUAUGAUGGAGAAGACUUCCUCAGUCUGGAUCUGAACACAGGCACCUGGACUGCAGCCAACGCUAAAGCUGUUAGUAACAAACAGAAGCUGGACCAUAAAAAUGUCGCCAACUAUCAUAAAAACUACCUGGAGAACACUUGCAUUGAUUGGUUAGAGAAGUAUGUGGAGUACGGCAGAUCCAGUCUGGAGAGGAAAGUUCCUCCUGAGGCGUCUCUGUUCCAGAAGGACUCUUCUUCUCCAGUGGUGUGUCAUGCUACAGGUUUCUUCCCCAAAGCAGUGAUGAUCUCCUGGCAGAAGAAUGGAGAGGAUCUGCAUGAGGACGUGGAGCUCAGAGAGACGCUACCCAACCAGGAUGGAACCUUCCAGAAGAGGAGCGUUCUGACCGUCUCACCUGAGCAGAGGAAAGGAAAUGAGUACACCUGUGUCGUUCAGCAUCCCGGAUUGAAGACGGAGCUCCGGCUUUCUGAUCCCAGAGUCCUGUCAGGUGAUUCCUGCAGAGCGCGGCUUCGGGCUUUCGUGGCUGUUCUGUGCUUCGCUGUGAUUGUGUGUGUCGGAGUAUUCGUUUGGAGGAGGAAGCCUUGCUUCAAACCUGUUUCUGGAAAGCACAAAUGCUCGUUUGAGGAAGAAUCGUUAUCCAACAUCUCCAAAAGACCAGUGCCUCCAUGCUGAGUCGUCACAAGCCGUACAUCUGUGAAUUCAUGAUACCAUCAAUGAAGUGCAACUCCCCAAGACCAGAAGCACUCAUGCAGCCCCACGCCACACAGUUUGGAAGCCAUCAUUUCCAAAAAAUCAUUUGUCUUGCUCUCAUCACUUCAGAGUCCCAGUAGUCUUCAUCUUUUUCAGCAUGGGCCCUGGCAAAACCUAAGUGGUCUUUUUUGUGCAUGGGCUUUAGGAGAGGCUUCCUUCGUGGACGACUCCCAUGCAUGCCAUUCCUGUGUAGUGUAUGCCGCAUUGUCACAGGAAACAGUCACCCCAGAUUACCUUUUUACUUCUUUAGCUCAUUGCAGUGAACCUGCAUGGUGACUUUCUAAGAUAGUUUAAAUAUAAAUCUAGAUUAGUGUAAUGUGGAGUAAGCUGCAGCUUCCUUCAUGCCUCUCCAGAAUCUCUGUCCUCAGUUGCUUCAGUCAUCCAAUGGGGUCGUCCACAAUGCUAGUGUCUUUCCGGAUACUAUGUGUGGUGUAGAUAUCCAUGAAGGAGGGGACAGAGAUCCCAGUGAUCUUCUCAGCUGUCCUCACUAUACGCUGUAGGGUCUUGUGGUCUGAGGCGGUGCAAUUCCCAAACCAGGCGAUGAUGCAGCUGCUCAGGAUGCUCUCCACAGUCCCCCUGUAGAACAUGGUGAGGAUGGGAGGGGGGAGAUGAGCCUUCUUCAGUUGCUAUGUUACUGUGUGUUCUGGUCUGUGUACUGUUGUGUGUUUGCCAUGUGGGCGCUGGGUCAUCGCUCUGGUAUUGUUUGGUGUUUGCUGAAGUGUUCCUAAAAUGUAGCUCAGUGUGUGGUGUGUAUGCAUGUGUGUGGUAUGUGUGGGCUGGGUUGUGUAGCACUGUGUGGUGUAUUAGAGUCUGUGUGGUGUUUCAUAUAGUGUGCAUUACUGAUGAAGUACUGUAUAAGGCCACUCCACGCUGGACGCAUAGCAUCACAUGGCAGAGACAGUACAAAGUAAUGCAAUACUACACAGACUGAGCCACAGUGAGCAUGCUAAUAGACAAGUUCAAGCUCAUUUUUACACUACUUUUAAUUAUUUUUUGAUUUCCAUUAAAUUUAAUGAAAUAAAAGAAUGAUUCACAACAUCA